Molecule: messenger RNA, 1041 nt
Organism: Microthlaspi erraticum
Lineage: Eukaryota; Viridiplantae; Streptophyta; Magnoliopsida; Brassicales; Brassicaceae
Source: the annotation of a GenBank genome assembly
AUGAAUUCCAAGGUUUGUUCACUGAGCUUCCAUCACAAGAAAGAAGAAGACUCGGGUUUGGUUGAUUUAUCUAUAAACCAAGUAGAUUUGCUCAACCAAGUAGAGAUAUCUCACGUCUUUCACUGUGAUGGCCUGUUGUUAUGCGUGGCAAAGGACAGCUCGAAGCUCGUGGUGUGGAACCCUUAUUUGUAUCAGACAAGGUGUAUCGUACCCACACAAAGAUUCCCGCUUUAUGGCAUGUACGCUCUCGGAUAUGACAUGAACCGCAACCACAAGAUCUUGAGGUUUGUUGAUGAUAUUGAUUGCAGUGGUACUAGACCAACAGAACGCAUUACAGGGUGCGAGAUCUACGAAAUUAGGUCUAACUCAUGGAGGGUCCUCGAGGUCACUCCCGACUGGGAAACACGAAAUUAUGGCCGUGGAGUGUCUGUCAAGGGAAACACCUACUUGUUUGCUACAGAGAGACUAUGCGAUGAAUAUGGAUGGGUGUCUGAGGUUAAAGAUUUCUUACUCUGUUUUGAUUUUACGAGAGAGAGAUUCGGACCGCGCCUUCCUAUUCCGUUUCACUCAUAUGAAGAUCAGAGUGUGGCACUCUCGUGCGUUAGAGAUGAGCAGCUCGCUGUGAUGUAUUGCAAGGACGGUGGGAAUGAUGAUAUAUGUGGCAGUGUUGAGAUUUGGGUUACCACUAGGAUUGAGCCCGAGUCUAUGUCGUGGAGCAAGUUUUUGAGAGUUGAAAUGAGACCGUUUAGAAUCACCGGUGUUAGGGUUGACCAGUAUCGUGGGAGCUUCUUCGUUGACGAGGAAGAGAGAGUCGCUGUGGUGUUUGAUCUUGACAGCUAUCACCCUCCCACCAGGACCACUCGCUACCACACAGCUUUUAUCCAUGGAGAAGAUGGAUACUUGAAAUCUGUGAGUCUCGGAGAAGCGCCCUGUCCCGGGCCACGUUGCCCCAUAACCGGGUUUAUCGCCGAAGUUUAUAUUCCCCCACUCGUUUGCUCUUCUUCUUAUCGUCCCAGUUUGGUGCAAGUCAAGUUGACUUAG